GAAAACUAGAAAUGGGAAAUGAGAAAUGUUUUCCACGACUAGACAGGCCCUAAUCUUGCCUCUGUUUUGAAAUCUUACAGUCAGAGACUGGUAUCUUGGAAUAUUUAUCUUCAAAGCAAAAUUUGUGCCAAGCAAUUCUAAAAUUCUCUCUCUCUUGGAGAAGCUAGCUAAAGGCUUAAAAGCCUCAUUUCUCCCAAUCCAUGUAUAUUGAGCUUGUCAAAGCCAUCUUUUCUGAAGCAGUCUCUUUGUAGCAAUGGCACAUACUGAUAUUGCACCGAGUCCUCGAAGCACCAAUCUUGGUAACAAAGUAGGAGCCUUUCUCGUGAUCUUGACAAUCUUCUGUGUCCUGUUUCGCUUCAUUCUGCAUCUCAUUGCCAAAACUACCCAUUCGAAGGAAGGCCAGCAAAGGACUGGAGAAAAGAUCAACAUAGAUGAGUCCCAGAAGAGCAUAGGUGAAGAAAGUCUACAGAAGAAGCAUAUAGAAGGCCUCCAAGCCCAGCAGUUAGAAAGUCUUCCUUCAUUGGUUGCUGGGGUACAGUCAGAUGAGAGAAGUUUGCAGCUAGAGGCAACUAUGCAGAUCCGCAGAUUGCUUUCUAAAGAACUAAACCCUCCAAUUGAGGAAGUUGUACAAUCUGGUGUUGUUCCACGCUUGGUUGAGUUUCUUUCCAGUGAAGAUUUUCCAAAGCUUCAGUAUGAGGCAGCUUGGGCCCUCACAAACAUUGCUUCUGGAACCUGGAGGAACACUAAAGUGGUGAUUGAUCAUGGGGCAGUCCCAAUCUUCAUUAAGCUUCUUGCUUCUUCAAAUGAUGAUGUUCGUGAGCAGGCUGCAUGGGCAUUGGGAAAUGUGGCUGGUGACUCUGCCAGAACCCGGGAUCUUGUACUCAGCCAAGGUGCCUUGAUGCCAUUAUUGGCACAGUUAUAUGAGCAUGAUAAGCUUUCAAUGUUGAGAACUGCAUCAUGGACGCUCUCAAACUUCUGCAGAGGCAAGCCAGAGCCUGAAUUUGAGCGGGUGAAGCCUGCAAUUCCAGUACUAAAGCAUCUUGUUCAUGCAAAUGAUGAAGUCGUCCUGACAAAUGCGUGCUGGGCACUGUCAUAUAUCUCUGGUGGCCAAAACAAAAAUGUUCAAGCUAUAAUUGAGGCUGGUUUCUGUCCUCAUCUUGUUGAGCUCCUCCUUCACCCAACUCCUUCAGUGCUGUCUCCUGUCCUUCUUAUUAUUGGAAAUAUUGUGACUGGAGAUGACAGCCAGACUCAGUGCAUAAUUGAUCACGGUGCACUUCCAUGUUUGCUGAACCUGCUGACCUGUAAUUACGAGAUGAGCAUCAUGAAGAGUGCUUGCUGGGCAAUCUCCAACAUUACAGCUGGAAACAGAGAACAGAUACAGGCUGUUAUUGAUGCUGGUCUGAUCGGCCCUCUAGUGAAUCUUCUCCAAAAUGCCAAUUUGGAUGUACAGAAAGAGGCUGCAUUGGCAAUAGCAAACGCUGCCUUUGGCUGCACUCAAGAGCAGAUGAAGCACCUGGUGAGUCAAGGAUGUAUUAAGCCAUUGUGCGAUCUCCUCGAAUGUUCUGAUCAGAGUGUUGUGAGUGUCUCACUUGCUGGGCUAGAGUACAUCUUAGAGGCUGGUGAGGCAGAGAAGAAUUUGGGUAGAACUGGAGAUACUAAUUACUAUGCUCAGUUGAUCGACGAUGUAAAUGGGACGGAGAAGAUAGUAAACCUCCUAUACCAUCACGAUGACUUUGGCAACUACAAAAAUGCAGAAAGGAUUCUCAAGACAUAUUGGACGGAAGAGGAAGAGGAAGAGGAAGAGGAAGACGAGGAGUCGACAAGUGAGGAAGAAGAGGAGGAGGGAUGAGACAUUUUCUUUAAUAGAUUGAUUGUUCCUUGCCUGGGUUCCUUCCCCUUUGGAGGGAAUUCUUGUUCUUAAUUGUUCCUUUUUCUUUUUUUCCUUCCUAAUGGUAAUGUCUUCAUGGUGCCCGUUACCAUAUCCUCCAAAUAUUAUGGGCCGUUGUAAUUAAUGGUGCGUCUUAUGUUCUUGAUCAAUUGCUUGCCUUCUCAUUGGUGAUGCUCUGAAGAGACCACCUGAUGUAGGACAAGGCCGGCCUUGGGAAUAUCCUUGCUCGAAAAUAAUUAAGAAGAGUUGGGGGUUAAGGAAUUGUGAGGUUAAGUUUGUAGUUUAUUAGGUGUGUUUUCAGUAUAAAUUAGUAUGGGAUUAUAUGAAUUUGUGGGUUGUUUGUAAUAUUUGUGUGAAGGAGGGGUAUAUUUGUAAUGUAAUAUAGUUUUAGGGAUUUAAAUGUAAUUUUAUGUAAAGAGUCUUUCUUAUAAAUAGUGUAUGGAAUUUAUGUUGGAGGCAGUUGAUG
Malania oleifera is the source of this 2354-nucleotide messenger RNA. RefSeq names its product importin subunit alpha-1a-like. The record is from RefSeq and is a predicted model, not a curated record. Gene Ontology annotation, cellular component: nucleus; cytoplasm. Lineage: Eukaryota; Viridiplantae; Streptophyta; Magnoliopsida; Santalales; Ximeniaceae. Gene Ontology annotation, molecular function: protein binding; nuclear import signal receptor activity. Gene Ontology annotation, biological process: NLS-bearing protein import into nucleus. The transcript has 10 exons. The coding region runs from base 254 to 1849 and encodes 531 amino acids.